Messenger RNA from Protobothrops mucrosquamatus (brown spotted pit viper), 1454 nucleotides. It is a transcript of the gene POPDC2, whose product is annotated as popeye domain containing 2. Lineage: Eukaryota; Metazoa; Chordata; Lepidosauria; Squamata; Viperidae. Bases 1 to 1065 code for a protein of 354 amino acids. Gene Ontology annotation, molecular function: cAMP binding. The record is from RefSeq and is a predicted model, not a curated record. Gene Ontology annotation, cellular component: sarcolemma. The transcript is spliced from 4 exons.
AUGAGUGAAGAAAACACUCUUUUGGAUCGGAUAAUUUUUAAUCCAGUUUUGUGUGAGAACUGGAAAUACAUUAUGGAAGGAGCAGCCUAUCACCUUGCUAGUUUCUUCCUCCUCCUUGGCUAUAUGGGAGGUAGUGGAACCUUUGGUGCCAUCUAUAUUUUUGGAUUGUUAUCCAUUGGCUUUCUUUGCUCUGCCAUAUGGGGCUGGCUCAACGCUUGUGGAUUAGACAUCAUCAUUUGGAAUGUGCUUUUAUUUCUGAUCUGCUUGUUUCAGCUAGCACAUUUAAUUUACCAACUCCGUAAAGACACUUUUUCUGAAGAAUUUGAUCUCCUGUACAAACAAAUUUGCCAGCCUUUGCAAGUGCCUCUCCAAACUUACAAAGAAAUAGUCAAGUGCUGUGAAGAACAGGUCUUGCCUUUGGCCAAAGAUCAAACUUACACUGUGGAGGGCAAGACACCCAUAGAUCGUUUGUCCUUCUUGCUCUCUGGCAGGGUUAAAGUAAGUCAGGAUGGACAAUUUUUACAUUAUGUUUUCCCAUAUCAGUUCUUGGAUUCCCCGGAGUGGGAAUCAUUACAGCCUUCUGAAGAGGGAACAUUUCAGGUAACUUUGACAGCAGAGACUGACUCCUGUUUUAUUACUUGGCAAAGAAAAAAGCUCUACUUGCUUCUGGCUAAGGAUCGCUACAUUGCCCGACUCUUCUCUGUCCUCCUUGGCUAUGACAUCUCAGAAAAGCUCUAUGCCUUGAAUGAAAAGCUUUUUGCUAAGUUUGGCCUUCAAUUUGACAUCCGUUUACCCAGCCUCUAUCAUGUCUUAGGACCUACUUCAGACACAGAGGUGGAAAAGGCAGAGUACGAAGAGGCAGUGGUGCCUGUAGGUGAUUUACCUGCGGUUGGCCAAAGCGCUCCUGGGGUUUCUUGCACUGUGUCUCAUUCUACUCAUCCUAGGAAAUCUCGGCCUGACAGUGACCUGUCUGGUGAGGACUCUACCAGUCUUGUAUUGGAAGAUUUUGCUGAGCUGACAGGGUCUUUUAUGGACUAUAUGAGUGAAGGGGAGUAUUUGAAGUGAGUAAACAUGGGCACACUUCACCCUGAAUAACUUUGGAAAACCACCUGAGGACUAAUCAUCCUGCCCUUGCAAAAGGACGAGCCCCUCUGGCUCCAACUCAGACCCCAGAACUCUAGAGAACAGCUAUUGGGAAUCCAAGACCUGUAUGAAGCAAUCAGAUCACUGAUUGCCAAUCAGGAUGCCCUUCAUUGUUUGUUUGUUAAAGCAUAUAUAAAAGUUUUGUCCAUAUGAUGCACUUUGAAAGGUAUGCAUAGAACAGAGAGGCAGUGAUGGGAUAUUUUCCAGAGUAUAUCAAUCUGCUCUGCCACCUGGAUGUUUGUAUUCUUGAACACUUGAUAUAUGUUAAAUAUAUUACAUGUCUUGGAAUUAUGAUGGUAUAAUUAAUUGAU